Molecule: messenger RNA, 3006 nt
Organism: Calidris pugnax (ruff)
Lineage: Eukaryota; Metazoa; Chordata; Aves; Charadriiformes; Scolopacidae
Gene: BCAN
Product: brevican
Exons: 15
Coding region: 29-2800 (923 amino acids)
Biological process (GO): cell adhesion
Molecular function (GO): hyaluronic acid binding
Source: RefSeq, a predicted model, not a curated record
GGAGAGAAUCGCGCUGCAAGGGCAGAGGAUGGCCUCAGCCCUCCCGCUGCUGCUGCUCUGGGCGUUUGCCCCCACGGUGGUCCCGGAGGUGUUUGCCCCCGCAGAUGGCACAGAGGACCUCAAGGCUCUGCAGGUCUCCAUCCCACGGCAGCCAGCCCUCGACCCCGUGCUGGCAGGAGACAUCACCAUCCCCUGCCUCAUCACCUACCUCGGCCCCCAGCCCACACCCGGGACCCCCGGCCGCCGGGCGGUCUUGGGAACCCCCCGGGUCAAGUGGACCUUCAUCUCUGAGGGCAAGGAGGUGGAGAUCUUGGUAGCCCGGGGGGACAGGGUGAAGGUGAGCGAGGGCUACCGCCUGCGCGCCUCCCUGCCCAUCUUCCACCAGCGCUACACCAACGCCUCCCUGCUGCUCACCGAGCUGCGCCCCAACGACUCGGGCAUCUACCGCUGCGACGUGCAGCACGGCAUCGAGGACGGGCACGACAUCCUCCACCUCAGAGUCAAAGGGGUGGUGUUUCACUACCGGGAGGGCUCCAUGCGUUACGCCUACACCUUCGCCGAGGCGCAGGAGGCUUGUGCCCGCAUCGGCGCCCGCAUCGCCACCCCCGAGCAGCUCUACGCCGCCUACAUGGGGGGCUACGAGCAGUGCGACGCCGGGUGGAUCGCCGACCAGACCGUCAGGUACCCCAUCCACACCCCCCGCGAGGCCUGUUACGGAGACAUGAACGGCUUCCCCGGGGUGAGGAACUACGGCGUGGUGGACCCGGAGGACAUGUAUGAUGUCUACUGCUACGCCGAGGACCUCCCAGGGGAGAUCUUUUUGGAGACGUCCCCAGAGAGAUUCACGCUGGAGGAGGCGGCGAUGCACUGCCGGGGGCUGGGGGCCCAGCUGGCCAGCCCGGGGCAGCUCUACGCGGCGUGGAGCGGGGGGCUGGACGCCUGCAGCCCCGGCUGGUUGGCCGACGGCAGCGUCCGCUACCCCAUCGUCACCCCCCGGGAGCGCUGCGGGGGGGCCCUGCCCGGCGUCAAAACCAUCUUCCUCUUCCGCAACCAGACGGGAUUCCCCGAUGCCCAGAGCAGAUAUGAUGCCUAUUGCUUUCGAGAAGGGACAAACUCUUUCCCUGAGGCUGCAGGAAAAUACCGAGCCAGAGAGCCCGAGGGCCUCCAGGAGAUUGUUACAGUGGCAGAAAAGCUGGAGGAGCUGCAGCUGCCCAAAGCGCAAGUGGAGAUUGAGUCGCGAGGGGCUAUUUACGCCGUCCCUUUCUUUAAGGACGCUGAGCUGGAAAAGCCGAGCCCGUCCCCCGAAGACGCCCCGGGGCCAGUGACCCGGCACCCCCCGCUAGAUACCUCCGUGUCCUCAGAGGAGGAGGAGGAGGAGGAGGAGGAGGGAGCAGCGCCGGGCAGGGACAAGGCCAGCACCUUGGCGGAGAGCGGAGGGCGAGACCCCAACCAGCCCACGGAGCCGAACGGAGCCGCCAGUGCCCAGACGCUCUCCGUGGCCCCACGGGCGGGUGCAGAGGGACCCACCGGUGCCCCGUCCCCGGCGGGGGCCGCAGCAGAUGGCCACAAGUCCCGGGGGGCGAGCACCUCCGUCCCCGCCGCCGAAGACGCCGAGCUGUCGGGAGACGUGGCCGAAAGCCCCGGGGUGUCCCCGCUGCCCCCCGCGCCCCCGCAGACGCAGGAGGAGGGAGAGGAGGAGUCGGGGGCCCCGUGGGUCCCCUCGCCCGCUGUCCCUGGGGACGGGAGCACCGUCCCCGCGGCAGAGGUGACGGCGGUGACACCGUGGCACGUGGAGGUGCCUGGCAGCAGCAGCGUGCUGAGACCCCCCGGGAGUGAUUCAGAAGAGGAGGAUGAGGAGGAGGAGGAGGAGGAGGAAGAGCACCCCGCUCCCUCCGUUGCAACCGUGGAGGGUUUCCUUGCAGCCAUCCCCGGAGAACCAGGUGGCUGCGUCCCCAACCCCUGCCUGAACGGAGGGACCUGCACGGAGGAUGGUGCCCACCUCGCCUGCCUCUGCCUGCCCGGCUACGGAGGCAGCACCUGCGAAAGACCGCUGGAGAAGUGCAGCCCCGGCUGGGACAGCUUCCACGGAGCCUGCUACAAGCAUUUCUCCACCCGGAGGAGCUGGGAGGACGCCGAGAGCCAGUGCAGGCAUUACGGGGGGCACCUGGCCACCAUCCUCACCCCCGAAGAGCAGGACUUCAUCAACGUGUGCUGGGGUGCCCCAUGCACCCCGUCCCGCCUGUCCCCCCCCCAGCUCUACGAGAACUGGCACCCCGGGCAGCCCGACAGCUAUUUCCUCUCCGGGGAGAACUGCGUGGUCAUCGUGUGGCACGACGGGGGCCAGUGGAGCGACGUCCCCUGCAACUACCACCUCUCCUACACCUGCAAAAUGGGGCUGGUGUGCUGGGGUGCCCCAUGCACCCCGUCCCGCCUGUCCCCCCCCCAGCUCUACGAGAACUGGCACCCCGGGCAGCCCGACAGCUAUUUCCUCUCCGGGGAGAACUGCGUGGUCAUCGUGUGGCACGACGGGGGCCAGUGGAGCGACGUCCCCUGCAACUACCACCUCUCCUACACCUGCAAAAUGGGGCUGGUGCAGUGCGGGCCCCCCCCCGCCGUCACCAACGCCCGCGCCUUCGGCAAACCAAAGCAGCGCUACGAGAUCGGCUCCAUCACCCGGUACCAGUGUCACCGCGGCUUCGCCCAGCGCCGCUCGCCCGUCAUCCGGUGCCGGGAGGACGGGACGUGGGAGCCCCCCCAGCUGGCCUGCCGACCCCGCCUGGCUCAGCCCCCCGACGACUGAGGGGGUCCCCAGGGCAGAAGCCACCACCCCCCCGGGUCCCGGAGGCGGCGCAGAUGGGGACGGCAGUGGGGACACCAACGUGGACCCCGGGGUGGCACAAAACCUCACCGUUGGGCACCUGCCUCCUCCUUCGUUUUAUAUCUGUACAAAGAAAUCCUCGUAACUAAAGAUCCCUUCAAAAGGAGCCGACGAUGACCCGAAAUGUA